AUGCCUUUCGAAACGCAGGAGCCCUGGAAAAGACAGUUCUACAGUAGCACCGAGUGCCCCAAGCAUGUAGUCAUUCCUUUGAAAGACUACAACGCGUAUCGCCUGAAUCCAGCGCACAGAUGGGUGUACAACAAGUUAGAGAUCGCAGAGAAGCAGGGAAUGGUGUGUGCACCACAUGGAGUGGCACCUGGCAAAUUUCCUAUCUUCAGCAAGCCGAUUUACAACAUCAGAAACCUUGGAUCAGGAGCCAGAGUCCUUGAAGACAUGGAAGACUAUCAUGAGCACUGCUCGUCAGGGCAUAUGUGGUCAGAGCUUCUUCAAGGUGACCACAUCAGCACUGAUUUGGCGGUUCUCAACGGCAAAGUGGUCUGGCUGUCUCACACGCUGGGCAUUCCGUCUGGCGGGGGCACGUUCGAUAGAUGGGAAGUCAAUGUCACUGUAUCGCAGCAGGACGAGAGCGCACUCGUGGAUUUUGUAGAGCUACACUUGUCAGACUACACAGGUAUGCUCAACGCCGAGAUGAUUGGUGGACGGAUUAUCGAGAUGCACCUGCGCUUCUCCAACCAAUGGCCCGACCUAUAUCCGCGCGGGUUUCUGGAUGCCGUGGUUGGGUUAUAUCAAGGGAAAUGGUGUCCGACUGACGAAAUGGUGAGGAAUGACACUCAAGGAUUCAGCGUUGUCUUGUUUGGCACCCCCAAAGCAGAGUCGUUUGCAAAGCCCGAGAAGUCGCUCGUCGAGGCCAUUCGCUCUAGUCGCUCCCUGUACAGCGUGCAAAUGCCCUUCACUGAGGGCGUACCAGCUCGACACCACUCUCACCCUCCGGGGGGUUAUCAGCUUGCAACUUUCAAUGGCCCCGACCUACAUCAGUGCCUGAGGGCGCGAGAAGAUUUCAAAAAGUUAUUUAGUGCCGUGAACAGUUGGUCCAGUACUACAGCAAAUCGCAUCUAA
This is a messenger RNA of Aspergillus pseudoviridinutans, 948 nucleotides long. RefSeq lists its product as uncharacterized. Lineage: Eukaryota; Fungi; Ascomycota; Eurotiomycetes; Eurotiales; Aspergillaceae. The record is from RefSeq and is a predicted model, not a curated record. The transcript has a single exon. The coding region runs from base 1 to 948 and encodes 315 amino acids.